CGGAAUUAGUGGAGAGAAAAGGGCGUGAAGCCUCCACUUCCGGAAACAAAAUGGGCAACAAGGGAAGCAGCCUGAAUCAGCGAUAGAGGAGGCCGUUUGAUGCAGGAGGACGGAGGAUGGCGGUGGAUGCAGGAAAGAGGCGCCGCCUGAGAGGAGGAGGAGGAGAGCGGGCCCUGCAGAGCAGCCCUGCCCGGUCCCGGCGCGGCUUCCCCGGGAGACAGAGGGGAAAGGCCGGGGGCUCCGGGGUUGCAGGAGGGAGGAGCCCAGGGGAGGAGGAAACGGGCGGAGACCCCGAGACGGACCUGCAGGGCGGAGGCUCCUUCGGAAGACUCCGAAAGUCUCAAAGGAUCCAGGAGGGAGGAAAGGAACAUCAGUGCCCGGAAUGUGGAAAAACCUUCAAAACAAACGGAAAUCUUGAAAACCAUUUAAAAAUCCACACAGCAGAGAAACCAUUUAAAUGCCCGGAAUGUGAAAAAUCCUUCAGAACAAAUGGACGUUUUGAAAACCAUCUAAAAAACCACUCAGUUGGAAACCGAUAUCAAUGCCUGGAGUGUGGAAAGGGCUUCAGUCAGAGGGGAGAUCUUUAUAGACAUCAAAGGAUCCACACAGAAGAAAAACCUCAUAAGUGCCUGGCAAGAAAGGAUGGCGGCGGAUGCAGGAAAGAGGCGGCGGCCGAGAGGAGGAAGAGGAGAGCGGGCCCCGGCGUGGCUUCCCCGGGAGACGGCAGGGAAAGGCCGGGGGGCUCCGGGGCUGCAGGAGGGAGGAGCCCAGGGGGAGCCCGGGAAAGGCGGCUGCCUGGAGGGCGAUGCGGGGAGGAGGAAACAGGCGGAGACCCCGAGACGGGGCUGGAGGGCGGAGGCUCCUUUGGAAGACCCCGAAAGCCCCAGAGGAUCCAGGAGAAAGCAAAGAAACAUCAGUGCCUGGAAUGUGGAAAAACCUUCAAAACAAACGGAAAUCUUCAAAGCCAUCUAAUUAUCCACACAGGAGAAAAACCUCAUAAGUGCCUGGAGUGUGGAAAGAGCUUCAGUGAUAGGAGCAACCUUUAUACACAUCAAAGAAUCCACUCAGGAGAAAAACCUCAUAAAUGCCUUGAGUGUGGAAAGAGAUUCAGUCAGAGGAGCAACCUUAAUAGACAUCGAAGAAUCCACUCAGGAGAAAAACCUCAUAAAUGCCUUGAGUGUGGAAAGAGCUUCAGUCAGAGGAGCAACCUUUAUAAACAUCAAAGGUUCCACUCAGGAGAAAAACCUCAUAAAUGCCUUGAAUGUGGAAAGAGCUUCACUCAUAGCAGCGGCCUUUAUACACAUCAAAGAAUCCACACAGGAGAGAAACCUUAUAAGUGCCUUGAGUGUGGAAAGAGCUUCACUCAUAGCAGCGGCCUUUAUACACAUCGAAGGAUCCACACAGGAGAGAAACCUUAUAAGUGCCUUGAGUGUGGAAAGAGCUUCAUUCAGAGCAGCAAACUUUAUAUACAUCAAAGGAUCCACACAGGAGAAAAACCUCAUAAGUGCCUGGAGUGUGGAAAGAGCUUCAGUAAGAGGGGACAUCUUUAA
Molecule: messenger RNA, 1550 nt
Organism: Pantherophis guttatus
Lineage: Eukaryota; Metazoa; Chordata; Lepidosauria; Squamata; Colubridae
Source: RefSeq, a predicted model, not a curated record